Messenger RNA from Chlamydomonas reinhardtii, 6344 nucleotides. RefSeq lists its product as uncharacterized. Bases 232 to 4818 code for a protein of 1528 amino acids. Lineage: Eukaryota; Viridiplantae; Chlorophyta; Chlorophyceae; Chlamydomonadales; Chlamydomonadaceae. The record is from RefSeq and is a predicted model, not a curated record. The transcript is spliced from 10 exons.
CUUAUUACGUAGCAUCAUAAAGCGUUGGUUCCUUAGAAUGCGGUUAGGCCAAACUUGGUCCGAGUUCUUCCAAGUUUGUGUAACAGCACGAAAGCGCAUAAGCGCCUUCAAGCAAUGCAAACGCAUACUUUGAUAUAAUUGUAGUCGACGCUGGGCCUGAUGACCCGUUUGACAAGCUAGGGCGAUUCUGCUUUCCUCAACAAAGCUGAAAGCGGAAUUUAGUCGCCAAGGAUGCCGACUGCAAAGGAGCAGGCUGCUUUAUUGGCAGCCACAGCAAAUUCAGAUGCAAUUAGCGCGCAACAAGAUAAAGCGGCCGCACAAGCGGCCGCGCAAAGGGCUGCCGCUGCUGCCGCUGCACAGCGAGCUGAGUUUCAGUACUUGGCUGGGAUUCCUGCAGCAAGGCGUUCAGUGGCGCAGAACAACAGACUGGCCGUGUUCCUGGCCUCAGCCCCCCGCACCGCCGCCGCCGGCCCCACCGCCAUCCACGCCCUCAGCAUGGUUGUCCAGGUCCUGGAGGUGCCGCGCAACUGCACGGUGUACCGCCUGAACGACCCCUCCGACGGCUUCUAUGUGGUGGUGGACGGCCGCGUCAUACUGUACGACGUCAAGGACCGGGAGGAGGCGGAGGACGAUGACGGCGUUGUGGACCGGCUGGGUCGCAACGAGUCGUUUGGGGAGGAGGACCUGCUGUCGGGCAGCCGGCGGGCGCACCGCGCGGAGGCGGGCCCGGAGGCCAGCGCCAUCCUGCUGCGGGUGGGGCCGGAGCUGUACCGCAAGCAUCUGCAGCACCUGCACCAGCCAGACUUCGAGGACAAGGUGGAGUUCCUGGGUCGGCUCGAGGUGUUCCGCACACUGCCCGAAGAGACCCUGCGCAAGCUGGCGCCCUGCUUCGGACAGGUGGAGCUGCGCGCCAAGGACUACCUGGUGCGGCAGGGCGAGCGCGCCGACUCCAUGUUCGCCAUCGCGGCGGGCCAGUGCAGCGUGCUGGUGGACCCCAAGUUCCGGCCCGAGGGCAGCGGGCUGGCGGAGGCCGACCCCAAGAAGGCCAUGCAGGUGUGCCUGAUCGGCCCCGGCAACAUCGUGGGCGACAUGACGGUGCUGGCCAAUGUGCGCAAGCGCACCGCCUCCAUCCUGUGCCUGACCGACCUGGUCACCUACAAGAUCCGGAGGGCCACGUUCAUCCGCCGCGUGCCGCCCAUGCAGCUGGAGGCUCUGCGGCAGGUGGCGGAAGCCAAGAUCAAGAUCACGGAGAAGCGCGUGACGGCGGCGGCGGGCGGCGCCGGCGGCCCUGCCAAGGCCGCUGGUCCGCCGGUGCUGCUGACCCUGCGCGACAAGAUCCUGCACGGCCACGACCUACGCCAGCUGUCACAGCCGCAGGGCGUGGGGCCUCUUGACCUACGUGGCCACGGCCCGGGCGGCCUCAGCAGCGGCGUUGAGGCCUUGCUCGCCAACUCCCUCGCAGCCGCACAGCACGCAGCAGGCAUGCAGCAGCAGCACUCCGCCUCUGGCAGCAUGCAGGGUGCCGCCGCCGCCGCCGCCGCCUUCAACGCCGCAGGCAUCGUCCCCGGCGGCGCCGCCAGGGCGGCGGCUGCCGGCGGCGGCUCGGCGGCCGGGGGCGGCGGGCCGCAGAGCCCCCUGGCGGCGGCCGCGGCGGCGCUGGUGGCGGCCAGUGGCGGCGGACCUGCGGGUAUGGCGGCGGGGCCGGGGGGCCUGCACAACGCGCGGGCGCGGUUCUCCGCGCCACCUCGCAAGGCCACGUCGAUGCCUGUGGCGGCGCUGGGCGGGGCGGGCGGCAGCUCGGUGUCGGCCAGUGGCGGCGUGGCGGCGGCGGUGGGCGCCCGGGUCGGGCGAGGAUCGGUGGCGCUGCCUUGCAGCAGCAUGCGCGGCGGCGGCACGUCCGACAUCAACUACACCUGGGGCCUGGGGCCCGGCACCCUCAUCAACAGCCUGCUCGCCGCCAGCGCCGGCAGCGGGAACGGCAGCGACGCCGACGGCAGCGGCGGCGGCGGCGGCCGCCCGUCCACCGCCUCGCCCGGCGGGCCAGGUAUGGGCGUGCGCCGUUCGCAGCCCAUCGACGGCCGCGGCGACGUGGAUGCGGCCGGUGGCGGCGGCGGCGGCGGCGGCGGCGGCGGGUCGCAGUUCCUGGGGCACCAUGCGUCCGUGGUCCCCGGCGUCGGCGGCACACACCAUGCGCACACAUACCAUGGCGGCGCCGGUGGCGGCGCUGCCAGCGGCGGCGGCGGCGGCGGCGCGAGCGCACUGACGCCGUCGCCCAUGCCGGCGUCAAACCGCCACCUCGCUGGCCGCAGCGGUGUCGGCGGCGGUGGCGGUGGUGUUGGCGGCGCGGCGUCAUUCUCGCACGCGAGCCGCCCAGGCGCCGGCAGCCCUGCCGGCAUGCCCGCUCGCGGCGGCUCCUUAAGCUCCGUGAUGCUGCUUCCGCAGCCCGGUCCCUCCCAGCCCGCCAUCCGCACGCUGCCUGGGGCCAUUGCGGACGGCUACACGCCCUACAACGCUUGGGCUGCCGCCAGCGCCGCAAGCCCGGAGCUCCCCGGAGCUAUGGGUGUCGGUGGCGGCGGCAGUGCGUCGUUUAGUUCGUCGUCGCCGCUUGGCCGCGGCGGCGGUAUGGCCCGCGGGAUCGACCGGCUGGGAGCGACCGGCUCACCGCUGGGCGGCGUGGAACGACUGGGCUCGCUCACAGGGAUGGGCGGAGCGGCGGCAGCGGCGGCGGCAGCAGCAGCAGCCGCUUCCGCGGCGGCGGCAGGGGCAACGGCGAGCAGGAGCGACUCGCGUGGUAGCGCCAGCGGCAUGGGGGCCGCGCCAGUGCUGCGGCCGGCGCCGCUGGUGAUUGGCGCGGCGGCGCCGGCGCACUUCAAUGCCAUGAAGGCGUGGGCCAGUGAGCCGUCCGGCGGCGCUGCAGCGGGGCUGUCGCCCACGCGCGACGGGGCGGCGGCCGAGGCGGCCGCCGCCGCCGCCGAGGCGGCGGCCGCCGCCGCCGCUGCCGGAGUGUCCGGCGCGGGAUCGAGCGCGGGCUCGAGCCGCCGCAGUAUCAGCACGAGUGGCGGGCCGGGCCGCGUCAGCAGCGGCAGUGGCGGCGCCGCCAGUGGCGGGAGUUCCCGCCGUGCUGGCUGGGCCUCAGACGCGGGGCUUCAGCAGGACCAGCAGCACGGCCGCGAGGCGGCGGGGGCGGCGGCCGUGGAGGAGGUGGACGCCAGUGGCGGGGCGGGAGAGGGAGAUGCGGGCGGUGAGCGCAGCGGCCCUAGCCGCAUGCUCGCAAAGAAGAAGAGUGUGGGCAAGGCGCGCUUUGGCCGGAUGCUGGCGACCGCCAACUCCAGCGUGGACGCGUUGGUGGCGGAGGCGGUGCUAGCGGCGGAGGCGGCCGAGGCGGCGGCGGCGGCGGCGGUGGCGGCGGAGGCGGCAGAGGCGGCGGAGGCGGGGGCGCAGGGCACGGCGGGCGCGGAUGCCGUUGCGCCAAGCUUGGAGUCGGGGGCGGAUGCGGGGUCAGAAGGUGCGAGUGCUGUUGCUGCGCCCGCUGUGGGCUGCACCCCGCAUGCUGAGGGCGCCGUGGCCGCGCCGCAUGCGGUUGAGGAUGCGGACGCGGAGGCGGUGGAGUCGGCGGAGUCAGCGGAGGCGGCACCUGAUGGCGAAGAGCGCAUCCCGGCCGCGGCGGCGGUACUUGUGGAGGACGGGCAAGGGCAAGGGCAAGGGCGCACCGCAAGCGAUGCGGCGGCUACAGAUGCCUCGCAGCCCGACGCUGCGGCGCCUGGGCCUCAGGCAGGGGUUGCGACUGGGUCUGACGCCGCCACUCCUGACGCCGCUGCCGCUGCCAUUGCUGCUGACGAAGACGCGCCGCGCUCCCAGUCGCCCACCGCUGCUGCUGCUGCUGCUGCUGCUGCUGCUGCUGUUGCUGCUGACGGCGGCCUGGCUGCUGAGCCCAGCGCAGCAGACAGCGCCGCACCGUCCCGCGAGAACAGCAACCGCCUGGUCACAGCCCGCCUGCAGCACCAGCAGCUGCACAACCAACAGCCACAGCAGCCGGCGCCAGAGCAGCAGCAACAGCAGGCCGCCGCUCAGCAAUUGGGCCGGGGCUCCUUCUCUGGGGUCACGCCUGCGCAGCUGCCGGCGUGGGGUGCGGCGCCGGCGGCAGCAGGGGCCGCUGCCCCGGCCGCCCCAGCGUCCGCGCCGCCGCCACUUGCCCUGGUGGUUGUGGCCACGUCAGCGCCGGUCGCCUCCCGCUCUGCCAGCCCGGCCUUCGCAUCGUCGCCGUCAGCCGCUGCCGUCGUUAGGCCCGCCAGUCGCCAGCCUGUAAUGCUGCAGCUGACAGUGCCAGACGGCGCCGGCGGCGGCUACGGCCGCAGCGGCGGCGGCGCCAACGCAGCCUCGCCGAACCGGCGCUUUCAGGGCGGCGGUGCCGGCGGCGCGGCGGCGGUCUCGCCAGGGCAUGUGCGGCAGUACCCCUUCGUUGGGCCCUUCCUGUCGAUCACAAAGGGCGUUGCCCCGAGCAUGGGCGGCUUUGGGUCCGCCUCACCGACGGGCGGGGCUGGAGGCGUGCCGCCACGCCAGCCCUCACUCACGGCUGCAUCGCCGCCGUCCUUCACUGGAGGCGGUGGCGGCGGCGGCGGUACGGCUCCCAUGUACGACAGCGUGCGUGUCGUACACGGCACGGAGGGCGGCGUGGCGGGCACCGCCGCUGGCGCCAGCCCUUCUCGAAUGGGGGGAGGAGGUGGUGGUGGCGGGGGAGGAGGUGGCGGCGGGACGCUGAGGAAGGGUGGUGCUCUGUACAGCAAGCCCGCGCCUGUGCAGCGUGCGGUCAUGCCUUGAGGAUUGCCGAUCUGGCCGUGUGUGAUGUGGGCUAAACAAAUGGAGCUUUGGAGCGUCAGGUUGGGGCACGUUGAGGACCUUGCCUUGCCGGCGAUUCAAGACUAGGGGAGUUGGGCGGACAGUGGGGCGAGCGCACAGGGCGAGCGGGCGUGCGCAGGUACUGCCCAGCACCUAUGGAGAUCAAGUACAUAUUUAUGCCAUCAAGAGAGCGCGUAGGCCGGGAAAUUAAUACCUUUCUGUGCGCGCGGCGAUGUGCGACACGGCACGGGAUUUCGCUUGUUGAGAGGCCGAUCCUGUCGGAGCAGUGGGCCUUCAUGUGCAUGAUGACAGGUCAUGUGUGCUAAGAGUACAGGGCAUGCGCACGCACUUGCUCAUAUUUAGCGCGCUGAUAGAUGGUGGUGCAGUAUGCAAGUAUACCGGUAUGCGUGCGGGUGCGGGUGAGUUGACACGAAAUACAAGUGGCGGAUGACCGAAUGGCAAUGCUGCAGCUUUUGUCAACACAUUUUUAGCAAACAGUGCGGCGCAAAGUAACCAGCGGGCGGCCCGCCUGGCAGCAGGGGAAUUGCAUAUGGACUUGCUUAAAAGUGCAAUUAUUUCAUGUGUGAUGUGGGUUUCUGACGUUUGCAGCACAGCAUCGACAGUGGAGCAAGUCGGCUACGCCUGCUGACUUAGUGAAUUGGCCCCCAGUGGUUUGUGGCCAGUGCAAGGGGCUAGAGCUGAUAGGCCACUGCAGCAAAUUGCAGAGCAAGGACGGUGCCAAUAAGCGAAUUGCUCGAAGUGGAGUAACAUGUAACCAAGCAAGCUAUAGAGCUGCAGGUCACAUGGGAGCCUGGCUGCGUGGCCCUUGCCAUGCAAUGUCCGAGUGUGUGCGUGUGAGACCACACAUACGACGGGGUACUGUGGGUAGACGACACCAGCCGGUAGGGUGGGGUCGUCUACUGCCUGCACUCGCAUUUGCAUUCGCAUCUACGCUUUCAAUGGGGUGGGUUGCAUUGGGGAGAAAGAUAGCCGGGCAGGGUCUCGUGUGAACGGAGAUUCAACCCCAUCAUUAAGACCGCUGGACUGCGGUGCAAGCGUUGCGUCGCAACUAUCAUUUGAGCGAAGCUCAAAACACCACGUAAGCUUCAAAGGUUGUAUAUGGGCCGUGCGCGCUGGCGCGCAUUAACAUCGCUUGUACAGCGUACGUACAUGCAAUCUGCAGUUGCAGUGCAACAAGCAAGCGCAACUGAGAGCUCUCCCUGCCGGGGCUCCUUAUUAGCUGCAUGCACCAAUCUCAGACACUCUGCUUUUGUCCCAAACCCGGUCAACCAAGUCUAGCCCCUGAGGCUGGUGGCCCUAUGAGGCAUGCCCCGCGUGCGGAUCUGGUUGUGGGACACGUAGCCAUGAAGGGUGACUGGCAGGGUGUGGUGGGUGACAAUGUGCGGUGGGUGACAAUGUGUGGUGUGUGGUGGGAGGAGGAAGGGGAAGGCGCAGCACCACACUGGCACGCAACGCACAAGCAGAACGCCAGGGACCACCGCACUGGC